Messenger RNA from Solanum verrucosum, 1524 nucleotides. RefSeq lists its product as uncharacterized. Lineage: Eukaryota; Viridiplantae; Streptophyta; Magnoliopsida; Solanales; Solanaceae. The record is from RefSeq and is a predicted model, not a curated record. The transcript has a single exon. The coding region runs from base 1 to 1488 and encodes 495 amino acids.
AUGGCAACACGGAGAUCAUCCUUAAGACUUCCUUGGUCUCAAGAUGAAUCACCAACCCAAUCAUCUACUCGACCCAACGCUACAACCACAACCACAACCACAACCACAAGCACGACCCUGACUGGUGAAACCCAAAUCCCUUUUCAACCCUCUAAUAUCAACUCUACUGCCACAAAUUCUCUGUCUCAAACUACUACCAGACCAAAGAUUGGUCAGAGGCCACCAUUUAGGCCAGCUCCUUCUCCCAAAAAUCGGGCAUCCAGGAACAAGUCUCAAUCUUCAUCACCACCUCAACCAACUAAUAAGUCCCGCAUAGCUUCACCAUCAACUAAGUCCCGGUUGUCUCAAUCUCCAUCUUCAUCUUGCUUAACUCCUCAAUCAUCCUCCCCAGCACGCAGGACUCCCCAGGUCCUUUCAACUAAAGCAAGCCAAGAUUCUGUUGUAAAAACUCAAAUGCAAGAAAGGAAUCAGGCACUGCAACACGUCUCUUCCAUAUCUACAAAGGCACAGACACCCAUUCUGGAUAAGAAAGAACCAACGGAACAAAUGGAGCUCCAAACUAAGAAACUAACCAUGUCAGAUGCUGUCUCUGAAGCGAAAGUAAGUUUCACAGACAAGACAAUGCAACCUUUGGAAGUAUCAGUGUUAAAAUUCACCAGUAAUACUGGUGAAUCGUCUAAGUUGCUCAAAGAGUCGACUAGCAACAUUCAGGAAAUCAAGGAAGUGGUGCACGAGGCAAUAGGUAAGGAGUAUGGUGCUGGAGAACAAGUUCAACAAAAACAAGCAUAUAUGGUGAAGCAAGAAGAGGCUACUAAAGAUCAAAAUUUGGUGAACCCUGCUUCUGAGGGAAGACAAACGAGAGCGAGUGCAUCUCAGAACAAAACUAUAUCCACUGGUUCUAGUCAGAAAACUGCAGCAUCCAGUGAGCCACAUAUUCCCCUACACAAAGAGAUCAAAGAUAACAUCUCAAAUGUUCUUAAUAGAGUAGCAGUUGGAGGCGGCAACCAAGAAACUGCAGGAAAAACACCAAUGAAUGUGAUCACUCUUGCAGGUGACAAUCGAGGAGCAUCUAUGCAACUUGAGUCCGACUCAUCCACAAAAGGAGGGCGAAUCCACAUUCAUAGAGGAUACAAAAUCAACCCUGAUGCAACCACAGAUGGAGAGGGAACAAAAUCAAAUGGUGCACAUGCUAUCGAGGAUCAAACAAUAGCUGCAUUCGUAAAUUGCAAUGUACAGGGCAUCAAUAAUUCUAUUUCAUAUAACAGUUCCAUUACAGAAAGAAAUCCAGGUGUACAUAUGUCGAUCCCACGUGUGCCUUCAGAACCUGUACAUUCAACAAGACUAUUUGAGGCAGAAUGCAGCGUUACACCUGCAAGAACAAUCAAAAGAAGAUGUCUCAGAGGCCUUUUCCUUGAAUCAAGUGAUUCUGAUCCAGAUAAACCUCACCGACAUGGUUGUCGCGUUGGAUGCAAUGAUAAGAAAAAAUAACAAGAUAAAUGUUCUACUAUAGUUGUUCUUGGCAAG